AUGGUUCAAAUGGCAGGCGACGAGGUCAUGACGGAGCUGCCUCCGAGAAGUAGCGAGGGUAACUCCCGUUCACGUCAUCGUUCUUCUGCCAGUCGACUUAGUGUACUGCCGGUUUUGCAAUUCUGGAAGGCGUUUGAUCUUGACAGUAAGCGCGUACUACUCGACUCACAAGGCAAUACAAUGAAGAGCGAAAAAGACGCGAGUGUUCGAUCUCGCAAGAAGCUGGCAGAGAGCACCAAGCAAUUUCGACGUCUGACAGCUGAUGCAGAUAAAGCGGCGGGUGCAGGGCCGCUGCUUAAAACCUACCAGGAGGAAAUUGACCAUUUGACACGUCGCGCCAAGUUCUCAGAGAACGCUUUUUUUCAACUUUACAAGGGACUUUAUGCUGCUCCUGAUCCAGUACCAGCAUUAAGUAUAGUUGCUUCGAGUUUGGAAAUUGACGAAUUGGUUGAUGAAAACACGAAAUUGAAGCGCAAGCUGAAAGAAUAUAAGGCCGAGUUUACGUCGCUCAAGAAUCAAGAAAUUACUAUUAGAAAAUUAGAAGAGCAGGUUGCUGCCACUGAAAGAAACCACGAAGAUUUUUUGUAUCAGCAGGUGGAGCAACGUACCAAAGAAUUGGUAGAUCAGCUGGAUAAUGCACAACUUGAGUGGGCACAACAGCGUCGAGAUUACGAACGUCAGCUAGAAGCAUCUCGUACUGAAUUACGUGAUGCAUUUGCCAAGAUGGAUGCUAUGCAGUCAAAUUUGUUUGCACUCAAACAACGCUCAGGCUUAGCUCGUAAUGCUCUUGACGCAGAAAUGGAAGCGAUGUCGCAGACGCUGCAAUUAGAAAAUGCACAACUUAGAAAGCAGGUCGAAGAACUGCAUAGGUCUUCAGUGUUGUCUGACGUUAUUGUCACUCAAUUGUCAAUUCAUUCAAAUACUGAUCCAGAGACAGGCGUGCAGUCAGCGCGUGAAUUGCAAGCAAAGCAAGAACAAGUCGAGGCUGCAUUGCGUCAAGAGAUAAUACGUUUAAAUGAAACACUUACUACAUCAAGUGCAGCUGCUACAGUAGAAGCGGAACAACUGAAGGCUGCGCUAGAAAGUGCAGAACAAGCACAGAAAGAUCUCGAAGCCCAGCUGGCAUUACGACCAACUUGUGAGAAAUUCAAUGAGAUGUCCCGACAAUUGCGAAUUCUAAAACAGUUGGAAUACAAUGUUGUGGAGGAAGUGGAUGUAAGUUCUAAGGCAGGUGAAAAUACUGAAGCUGUGGAUCGUUUUGACGAAGCAACAGUUGAGGUAGAACAAAUUUUAAUGUCUCGAGUGCGUCGUUUAGAGCACGCUCUUCAAGAGUGCGAACGGAGGGUGCAUUCUCGCACGAUACAAGUGCAAAGUAUUCAAAGCGAGCUUCACGAUCGUGAUGUCCGAAUUCAAGAGCAGGCGAAUCUUAUACGCGACUUGGAAGAGAGUGUUGCAACAUUAGAGAAGACUCAACAGAAACGCACAUUAGGUGUAAUUGGUGGUGAUGUUGGCUCGGAGAUCCUUAUGGAUGCCAUGGAAGAUCAAUUUACUGGGCCUUUAGUCACUGCACGUAAUCAUGGGGCUGUAGCAGAUACUACGGCUAUAUCAACUUCGUCGUCAGAUGGGAAAAUGUUAGAGAUUGUCCGUGGUCAGCGUGAUCGAUUUCGCGAGCGUAUCAAAGAAUUGCAAAACGAGAAAAAUCGAGUAGAACAGCUUGCACAGUCAUAUAAAAGCACAGUCGUGCGACUUGAGACGGAUAAUAUGCAAUUAUACCACAAGAUUCGCUACUUGCAGAGUUAUAAAGAAGGCAACAAGUCAGUAGGACCUCGUAUCAAGCCGCAUUUGGUGCUUGAAGAAGGAAAUGGAAGUGCGUACGACGUUGAAGCGCGUUACCGUGGCAUGUACGAAGAAAAGAUGAAUCCAUUUGUUCAAUUCAAUAAGAUGGAGACACAGCAGCGCUUUACACAUCUCAAUCCGGUGGAUAAAAUUUUGUUAACGAGCGCCAGACUGUUAUUAGGCCAUCGUAUUACUCGCAACAUGGCGUUUGGAUACAUUUUGUUACUACAUUUUCUCGUGGUCGCCACGUUAUAUUCGUUUAUGCACGUGUGCGGAAUCACUAAUGACUAA
Plasmopara halstedii is the source of this 2127-nucleotide messenger RNA. Its product is annotated as protein casp-like. Gene Ontology annotation, biological process: intra-Golgi vesicle-mediated transport. Bases 1 to 2127 code for a protein of 708 amino acids. The record is from RefSeq and is a predicted model, not a curated record. Gene Ontology annotation, cellular component: Golgi membrane. NCBI's taxonomy places the organism in Eukaryota, Oomycota, Peronosporomycetes, Peronosporales, Peronosporaceae. The transcript has a single exon.